AUGGCUUCCCAAGUCCCGAAUGCUGGCGGACAACCCUUGGCCAGUGCUGAGUCUCGGCACAACGAGUGGCUCAGUCCGGGCGGCGCAGCCUACGAUUUCCGGAGUGACGUCCGCACGAGCCCAACCCCGGCCAUGCUCGAGGCCAUUACUUACGCCAGCCUUCUCGAUGGCAUCCAGGACUCCGACCCGAGCACAAAGAAGCUCGAGGAGCACGUCGCCGCCAUGGCUGGCCACGAGGCCGGCCUAUGGGUCGUCUCCGGUACCAUGGGCAACCUUGUCUCCCUGCGCACCCUCCUCACCCAGCCGCCCUACAGCAUCAUCUGCGAUGAGCGCGCGCACUUCCUGAACAACGAGACAGGCGGCGUCUUCGCCUUCUCGGGUGCCGUCCCGCAGCCCGUCCGGCCGUCCAACGGCAAGUACCUCACCCUCGAGGACAUCCUGCCGCACGUCAAGCUCGGGCACGGCGAGAAGGUGCACGCGGUCCCGACACGCGUCAUUGCGCUGGAGAACACGCUGCGCGGGAUGGUCAUGCCACUUGCCGAGACCCGCCGCAUCUGCGAGUUUGCACACGCCAACGAGAUCAAGGUCCACCUCGACGGCGCGCGGCUGUGGGAGGCUGUGACCGCGACUGGCAGCUCGCUCGCGGACUACGCUUCGCUCUUCGACACGGUGACCAUGUGCUUCAGCAAGGGCCUCGGCGCACCCGCUGGCGCAAUCGUGCUGGGCAACAAGGCUACCAUCCGCCAUGCGCGGUGGGUCAGGCAGAGCAUCGGCGGGGGCAUCAGACAACCCGGGCUGUUGACAGAGGCUGCAUUUGUCGCGGUUCGCGACACGUUUGAAGGGAAGAAGCUAGCCAAGACGCACGAGGUUGCGUCUAGGAUAGGUCGACACUGGGAGGCUUGCGGCGCGAACCUGCUGUACCCGACGGAAACCAACAUGGUCUGGCUGGACUUUACAGGGCAACAGUUUGGACUUGCGGACGUUAUUGCCAAGGGCAAGGAGAAAGGCAUUACGUUGAAUAGAGACCGCCUGGUGAUCCACUAUCAGAUCUCCGAGGCGGCUGUACAGAUCCUGAUGGAUGUAAUGACAGAAUUAACAAGGAGUUGA
Molecule: messenger RNA, 1107 nt
Organism: Thyridium curvatum
Lineage: Eukaryota; Fungi; Ascomycota; Sordariomycetes; Thyridiales; Thyridiaceae
Exons: 3
Coding region: 1-1107 (368 amino acids)
Biological process (GO): L-threonine catabolic process; glycine biosynthetic process
Cellular component (GO): cytosol
Molecular function (GO): L-allo-threonine aldolase activity
Source: RefSeq, a predicted model, not a curated record